Molecule: messenger RNA, 4219 nt
Organism: Ictalurus furcatus (blue catfish)
Lineage: Eukaryota; Metazoa; Chordata; Actinopteri; Siluriformes; Ictaluridae
Gene: arhgap10
Product: Rho GTPase activating protein 10
Exons: 23
Coding region: 389-2707 (772 amino acids)
Biological process (GO): signal transduction
Cellular component (GO): cytoplasm
Molecular function (GO): GTPase activator activity; protein binding
Source: RefSeq, a predicted model, not a curated record
UUGGAUUGCUCAGUCUGUCAUUGCAACUGUUUGGGCGACGUGGACCUUCAACUUAAUACAUUAACUUUAUUUCUUCCUCGAGAAAGCGUUUCACUUUUUCUUUUUUUUUUUAAAGCUUAUAAAGCGAAUAAUUAAUCUACAAUUUUUUUUUUAAUAUAGAGAAAGACUUUAUUUCGGUUAUUAUUGAAGGAAAAUUCUCGACUGAGUUCCUCCAGAAAUAGCCCUUGGACAUUUGGGAAAACUGAACUGAACUAAAAAUAAAGCUAAUGUAGCGUUAAACAUCCGGUUAUUUUUGGUUAUUUCUGUAGCCAGGCAGCUUGUUGCAGACCCAUACACCGUUACUAACACCAGACACAUUCAUUAAAGAGGGAAAAGAAACGGGGAGAACAUGGGUCUGUACCCGUUGGAGUUCAGUGAGUGUUACCUGGACAGCCCUGGGUUCAGGGACAAAAUUAAAGCCCAUGAAGCAGAGCUGGACAAAACCAACAGGUUUAUUAAAGAGCUUUAUAAAGACGGAAAAAAUCUCAUCAACGCCACGAAACAGCUGUCUCAGGCCCAGCGUAAGUUUGCUCAGUGUCUGGGGGAGUUCCAGUUCGAGUACAUCGGGGACGCGAAGACCGACGAUGAAAAGUGCAUUGAUGAGUCUUUACAGGAGUUUUCCUCCUUCCUCAGAAACCUGGAGGACCAGCGGGAGCUGAUGAUGGCGAACAUCACAGAGACACUGAUGAAGCCUCUGGAGAAGUUUCGGAAAGAGCAGCUGGGUUCAGCCAAGGCAGAGAGGAAGAAAUACGAGAAGGAAACGGAGAAGUAUUACACGUCAUUGGAGAAGCUCUUAAACAUGUCCGCAAAGAAGAAGGAACCACAGUUGCAAGAGGCAGAUGUGGCGGUUGAGAUGAUGAGGCAGCACUUUCAGGAGGAGUCUUUGGAGUAUGUGUGCAAGCUGCAGGAAAUCCAGGAGAGGAAGAAGUUUGAGUGUGUGGAGCCUAUGGUGGCUUUCUUUCAGACCAUGUUCACUUUCUACCACCAGGGAUUCGAGUUGGCGAAAGACUUUGACCACUACAAAAGAGCCCUGCAGAUCAAUAUUCAGAAUACACGGAGCCGUUUUGAGGGAACACGCUCUGAAGUGUUUGAACUGAUGAAGAAGAUAAAGGAGGCUCCGCACAACUACAGACAGACCAGCCGCAUCAGCAGCGAGGGCUACCUCUACGUCCAGGAAAAACGUCCUCCUCCGUUCGGCUCCAGCUGGGUGAAGAGGUACUGCACCUUCGUCAAGGAACAGAAAAUCCUCCACAUGGUCACGUACGACCCCAAAUCCUUCGGCAAGAUUGGUGAAAACGAAUCUGUCACACUCAAAUCCUGCGUGAGGAAAACGACAGACACCCUGGACCGCCGGUUCUGCCUGGAGAUAGAGAUUACAGACCGCCCCUGCACCAUGCUCACAGUCCAGGCGCUCUCUGAAGAUGACCACAGAUUCUGGAUGCAGGCGAUGGGAGGCAAAGAGCCGGUCCACCAUCUCGGGAAAACGUUUUUGAAAGAACGAGCGAUCGACGCGCAGCUGGACGACGUGGGCGUGAGUUUUGUGAGGAAUUCGAUCAACGCUGUUGAGGCAAGAGGGAUCAAUGACCAGGGCUUGUACAGAGUGGUCGGGGUCAGCUCCAGGGUGCAGAAGCUCCUCAGUCUAAUGAUCGAUGAAAAGAGCAGCGACGUGGACUUGGCCGCGUGUGAGGACUGGGACGUGAAGACCAUCACUAGCGCUUUAAAACAGUACCUGAGGAGUCUUCCCGAGCCGUUGAUGACGUACGCCCUGUAUAAGGAGUUCAUCGUUCCUGCAAAGUGUGCGAGUCCGGAGUCCCGCGUUGAGGCCAUCCACUGUUUGGUGCACAGACUGCCUGAGAAGAACCGAGAGGUGUUGAGCUUGGUCACCAAACAUCUGGCAAAUGUCGCGGCCAACAGCAAGCAGAACUUGAUGACGGUAGCCAACCUGGGCGUGGUAUUCGGCCCCACCCUCAUGCGGCCUCAGGAGGAGACGGUGGCGGCCAUCAUGGACCUCAAGUUCCAAAACAUCGUGGUGGAGAUUCUCAUCGAGCAGCACGAAAAGAUAUUUGGGGAUGCUCCUAGCGCUUGUCCAUCCUCGACUCUCUCUCCGCUCACCGCUCCAACGCGUCAGUCUAAGAAGCAGGCACGCCAGAGCCGCCCGCUGGCUGUGUACAACCCCCUGGACAUCCACACAGUGUCUCCGUCCUCUGAGAAUGUCUCUCUGACCCCUGACGAAGCCUCUCUGGACAGUAAUGAAUCCGUAUCCUCGCAGUCCUCUACGGCGUCGACCUCAGAAACCCCUCCGGAGAAGUCCAAGAAUCCCCAUGGCAACACCGUAGCCACCCAACAGAACUCCGGAGGGGGAGCAGGCAUGGCAUCAUGGAUGAACUCCACUCCUACUUGUUUAACACCUCAGACUAAAGCUGCAGACACACACGCAGCAGCAACCGGAGGACAGACGGACAAAUCUGCAGAAAGUGUCACUCUCAUGAAAGCCAAGGCUGUGUACCCCUGUGAAGCCGAGCACGAUUCCGAACUCUCCUUCCAGGUCGGAGCAAUCUUCCAUGCUGUGACUCCGUCCCGAGAGCCCGGCUGGUUGGAAGGAGAACUGGAGGGCAAACGAGGCCUCAUCCCUCAGAAUUAUGUGGAAAUCCUGCAACAAAUGGACUAAGCUAAAAAGAAAAAAAAGAGGAUAAAUAAAUAAAUAAACGGGAGUUUAAUAUACAUGGUAUCCAUGGUGUGGCCGUGACCUCCUCCCCAGCUCACUUCCACGUUUAGUUUCUCCGUCUGCACCACGAGUGACCCGUCGAGGGUGGACGUGGCAGAUUUAACCUUCCUCCGACCCGUACGUCGUCUUAAAAGGUCGACGAAUUCAAACCUGUACAUAUUACGUGUUUCAAGUCUCGUUUCAUUUCUGUUCUUUUUCUUUUGUGCAUGUUUUUGUGGUUUUUAAGUAGCUUGGAUCUAAUGCAUGGGUGUAUAAUAUUUUAUAUUAUUUAAUUAAAGCGUGCAUUCAAACCGAAUACGAGUAUAAAUGUUUGCGAAGACGUAGCUAUGUAUGACGUAGCUACGUAAAGCUUCACGUUUAAAGCACUCCCACAUGUUGCCGUUGAGUUCACCUAUUUGUUCUGAUGAUUUGGUUUUGUUUGUUUGUUUGUUUGUUUGUUUGUUUUUGUGAGGUUUUCACUGUGCCUUAAUCUCACGACGCAUUUUGCGGGCUUGACGUUGUCCAAGAAUCUGGAUGGAAUCUUAUUUUAACCGCGUGAUACGUAGCGCAAAAGCGUUUUCUGCGCUAAGAAAUUUCUCGUAUACCUUCCGAAUUGAACGUGAAAUCAGCCAAACCGUUUCACGAUGACCGUAAAUGCAGCAUCGCUAAGUCUUAUACGCGCAUUUUAUGCGUCUUUAUAAUUAUUAUUCUCUAAAGGACGUUAAAGCUCAAGUGCAUCCAGAGGUGGAUGGGACGUUCUCAGUCCCUCGGUCUCCGCCGUUUAAUUUGAUUAAUUUGAAAUGUCAUAUCUAUCUAACAAUGUUUUCUUCCUACGGUUUAUAUUUGUGACCGAGCACCAUGACAGUAAUUUAAGACAGUGAUUUAUGGCUUGGCACGGCUCUGAUUUUUGUCUUGUUGGAAAAACCUGUCGAUCAAUGUUAAACAAAUAAAAGCUUUUUAUUCCUCUGGCGUGUAUUUUAUUUCAUUUUUGUUAGUAUGCUGUAGUGAAGUAUUUCGCACUAACCACAGACAAAUUAGGCUCGAGUCGAAGAUGUUUAUGGAGUAUUUUGAAGGGAAAAAAAAAAAUAGUUUUUUAUAUAUAUGGUUAUUGAUUGGAAACGCAGAGAAAUAAAAUACCAGGAAGGUUAUGUCGUCAGUAUUUUAUAGGUUAUAAGUGACUUAUUCAGCGUUUCUAGCUCUUAAAAGCCAUACACUGAAGUCACUUGAUGCUACCUAGAACCUGAAGGUCUAACCUGGGCAGAUUGGUUAUUAAUUUGUACUCAAAAGUUUAUAUAACAAGUGUUUAUUGCAUGUUAGGACAACUUAUGAGGCAGUGAAGGCAUUUUCACCUAGCAGUCGUAUUUUUUUUUAUGCAAGUCGACAUGAAUAAAGGCUAAUAAAUGGUGAAUAACCUAAUUUGCAAAGAACACGACCCCACAUUUAACCCCUCGUGUUCCUUAAAAUAGUGUUGGGGGG